GUUUUUUUAAUGAUAUGAUUUUCAUAUAGAUUAUUUCAGAAGCGACAAACUGCGCCCAUGGCUAUGGGAUAGCACCUGAUAGCCCACCAUUGCCAACUGAUUUAAUAAAAAAUAGGAGCCUAUGCUAAUGUUUUUCGCUUUCAUUGAAUGUUUAAUUCCUUCGAGGUCGACUUUCACAUUAGCCUAAUUUAGUACUUAACCAUGAACAUAGUCGUGUUUUUUGAAUGUUUAAAACGUUUCCAAUAUUAGGAAAGUCCUUCUAAAUGUAGCCCAUAUUGUGGAUGAAGAGUUCUGGAAACCUCUCAAGUGACAUCCAACUACUCUGAUUCAAUCUGCCGGUAGGAGGCGGUUGUCGCACCAGAUGCAACACCUGUUUGCCUGCGUGGAUAAAACAGAACGCCGAAAGAUGCAGGUGUCAAACGUUCAGGUGUUGUCGCAGAUACUAUACCAAACCGUGUCUGGUUAUGGCCUUACGUGCAACAUUUAGACGAUGUGUUUCGGUGCUGUCGUGGAUCCCUGUUAUAAUCCUCACAAUUGGGGUCGUGUGGUCAUAUUACGCGUAUGUGGUUCAGCUCUGCCUCAUCACCCUGACAGGCACAGCAAGAAAGGUGAUACAUCUCUUGAUGUUCCAUGUUUGUUUUGGGAUGUUCUCCUGGGCAUUUUGGAGGUCUGUAUUCACCACCCCAUCCUCACCGUCACGAGGGUUCCAGCUCUCUCUGUCGGACAGGCAGCGCUACGCAGAGCAGGAGACUCCAGAGGCUCAGAGACGGGUUCUCCUGGAGAUCUCACAGAAGCUGCCGGUGCAUUCGCGCUCAGCCUCCGGAGCGAUCAGGUUCUGUCGUCAUUGCCAGUUGAUUAAAUCAGACCGCUGCCACCACUGUUCAGCUUGCCAAAUGUGUGUACUUAAAAUGGAUCACCACUGUCCAUGGCUGAACAACUGUGUAGGAUUCUCCAACUACAAGUUCUUCCUCCUCUUUCUGGCUUUCUCUCUGCUCUACUGCCUUUUUAUUGUUGCCACAGUCGCACCCUACUUCGUCAAGUUCUGGCUGGGUCCGUUUUUGAACCACUCGACAGUGAAAGUGCACGUGCUCUUCCUCAUGGUGGUGUCGCUGAUGUUUGCCAUCACACUGUCCUUUAUACUUGGCUUUCACUGCUGGCUGGUCAUCAAGAACAAGACCACUGUUGAGUGGUUGUCAGCUCCUUUCUUUUCCUAUGGACCUGACCGAAGAGCUUUUGAUGUAGGCCUGAAGCCCAAUGUAUUGCAGGUGUUUGGAUCACAAAGAAGAUUUUGGCUGUUACCUGUUUUUAGCAGGAACUAG
Alosa alosa (allis shad) is the source of this 1319-nucleotide messenger RNA. RefSeq names its product palmitoyltransferase ZDHHC15A-like. Gene Ontology annotation, biological process: peptidyl-L-cysteine S-palmitoylation; synaptic vesicle maturation; protein targeting to membrane. The record is from RefSeq and is a predicted model, not a curated record. The transcript has 10 exons. Gene Ontology annotation, molecular function: protein-cysteine S-palmitoyltransferase activity. Lineage: Eukaryota; Metazoa; Chordata; Actinopteri; Clupeiformes; Clupeidae. Gene Ontology annotation, cellular component: endoplasmic reticulum; Golgi apparatus. Bases 465 to 1319 code for a protein of 284 amino acids.